Dictyostelium purpureum is the source of this 3118-nucleotide messenger RNA. RefSeq lists its product as uncharacterized. Gene Ontology annotation, molecular function: polyphosphate kinase activity. Gene Ontology annotation, biological process: polyphosphate biosynthetic process. Gene Ontology annotation, cellular component: polyphosphate kinase complex. The transcript is spliced from 2 exons. The coding region runs from base 190 to 3048 and encodes 952 amino acids. The record is from RefSeq and is a predicted model, not a curated record. NCBI's taxonomy places the organism in Eukaryota, Evosea, Eumycetozoa, Dictyosteliales, Dictyosteliaceae.
UUAGAAAAUAAUAAUAUUGAAAAUAAAAUCAAUAAAUUAAAUAUUAAAGAUGAAGAUAAAAAAAUAGAAUCUAAUGGUAAAAUAAAAGAAGAAAAUAAUAAAAAUAAAAAUAAUGAUAAAGAAGAAGAAUCAUCAAACUGUGAAAUUAGUGACGAUGAACACACAAACUCAUCAUCAUCGACAGCAGCUAUGGAAUUACACAGAUACAAAAUAUCACAAGAAUGUCCAGUAGAUUUCGAAGAUGACUAUGAUGAAGAGUCAUCAUCAUUUUAUGAAGAGGACGAAGAUAGUAGUGCCCAAGAGAAUCCAGCCAACUUAAUACCAAACCCAAAUGAUAAAAAAAUUAAACCAAGAAUUGGUAAUAAGAAAAAAAAAGAAUCAACAACCACCUCUACUACUAAUAAUGAAUUUCCAUCGAAAGAGUCCAUUGAUAAAUUAAAAUCAAAAGGUCCAAUUCAAAAUCCAUUGGUUAAAAGUCAAGUUUUACAAGAAUCCAAUAACCAAUCAGGGCUAUUUUCACCAACAGAAUUUGUAAAAUCAUCCACAGUUAGCCAAGCCAAGUCACCAGCACCAAUUAAACUCUCAUCAAUGUUAGGUUUAAGCAGUUUAGGUACAUCAAAUUUAUUAUCAGUUCAGAAUCCACAGCCAAUUGAAGGAACUCAAGGAACUCUUAAUAAUUGGGAUGCUCCACCUUUACAUACAGUAUUACCGGACCCAUCCUAUUGCCAAGAUACAAUCGAUGAUGAAGACAAUUUUAUUGUACCAACAUCAAAAUAUUCAUUUUUAGAUAUCAAUAAUCUAUUCUCAAGCAAUUAUUUUAUGGGUAGCAACAAUUGUUUGACAACACCAACCAAUUCUGAUACCAAUUCCCAUUUCAUCAAGAAUAGUGGCAAAAUCAAUGACCCAACUAGCAGCACUGGUACAGUUACACCACCAUUUUCAAACAAUGAACCAAUCUCAGAAUCUGAAAUUCCAUUGGAUGUUAAGGUUAUGCAAUUGUCUGGAAGUAGAUUAUUCUUUAAUAGAGAACUUUCUGAACUUAUUUACUUUUAUCGUAUUCUAUACGAAGCUUAUAAUACAACCUAUCCAAUUUUAGAACGUGUACGUUUCAUUGCUAUCACCUCUCAAAAUUUAGAUAUGUAUUUUUGUAAGCGUGCUCUCAAAUUAAGAUUAGGUUAUAUUUCAACUAGAAAGACUUUGAAACCAGAAGAACGUUAUAUCAAUUUGGUUUUAAACACAACCAGAAAUCUUAUUAAUGAAAUGUAUAAUCUCUAUUGUAAUAUACUCCAACCAGAGUUAGCAAACAACAAUGUAUUCAUUAUCAAAUACAACGAACUCACCGAGCCAGAAAAAGUUCAAUUAAGAGCAUUUUUCCUUCAACAUGUUUUCCCAUUGAUGACUCCAUUGGUUGUUGAUGCAGGCCAUCCAUUCCCAAAUCUCAGUAAUCUUUCAUUGAACAUUGCAGCUCUUUUAAAACAUGACGAAGAUACUACUCGUUUCGUUCGUAUCAAAGUUCCACAAAGAAUUCCACGUUUUGUUCACAUUAAGCAACGUUCACCAUACUCUAUUAUUCCAAUGGAAGAAAUUAUUUUAGCCAAUUUAGAUACCAUUUUCCCAAAUACUGAAAUCGUUUCCAAAAGUCUUUUCAGAGUUACUCGUCAUAAUGAUUUGAAAUUAAAUAAUGAAGAUCAAGCCAAUGAUUUAUUAGAACUCAUUAAAACCGAAUUACAUAAAAGAAGAUUUGCCCCAAUGGUUAGAUUGGAAGUAUCUCAAAAUAUGCCUCCAGAAAUUUUAGACAUGCUAAAAACUCAAUUAGCAUUAGAUGAAUAUGACGUUUAUUCAAUUAAUGGUCCAUUAGGUAUUACCGAUUUAUUUGAAUUAUGUAAAUUAAAUUUACCACAUUUAAAGUUCCAACCAUGGGUACCACAUAUACCUCAAAAAUUAGUAAAUUUAGCAAGAUAUCCAUCAGAAGAUAUAUUUAGUGUUAUUAGAAAGGGAGAAUUUUUAGUUAAUUUACCAUAUCUCAGUUUUAAUAGUAGUGUUCAAUUCUUUAUUGAAAGUGCAGUUAAAGAUCCAAAAGUAUUAGCUAUCAAGAUUGCAAUUUACAGAACCAAUUCCAACUCUCAAUUAAUUCGUGCACUCUGCGAAGCUGCAUCCCACAAGGAAGUUAUGGCAUUAAUUGAUUUGAAAGCAUCUGGUGAUGAAGAACAAAAUACUAAAUUUGCUCGUUUAUUAGAACAAGCUGGUUGUCAUGUCAGUUAUGGUUUAGUAGGUUUAAAGACUCACUCUAAAAUAGCAAUGGUUGUUCGUGAAGAAGAAAAUGGUCUUAGAGAGUAUCUCCAUAUCUCUACUGGUAACUAUAAUGCUAGUACUGCCGAUGUUUAUGCUGAUAUUGGCUUGUUCAGUUGCGAUCCAGAACUAGGUGAAGAUAUGUGUAAUCUUUUCAAUUAUUUAACUGGCUAUAGUAGAAUUACAUCAUUCAAGAAAUUGGUUAUUGCUCCAAUGAAUAUGAGAUCAACUUUAAUCCAAUUAAUUGAUAAUGAAGCCAAAAACGCCAGAGAAGGUAAAGAAGCAACCAUCAAUGCUGUAAUGAACGGUUUGGAUGAUAAGAGAAUUGUCAAUGCUUUAUAUCAAGCAAGUAUUGCUGGUGUUAAAAUCACAUUAGUUGUUAGAGGUCGUUGCAGAAUCUUACCAGGAAUCAAACAAAUCUCAGAAAACAUUAGAGUUAUAUCUGUAUUGGGCCGUUUCCUUGAGCAUUCUAGAAUUUAUUGUUUCCACAACAAUGGUAAACCAAAAGCCUACAUUGCAUCCGCUGAUUGGCUCCAUAGAAAUCUUAAACGUAGAGUUGAAGUUUUAGUACCAGUAGAGGAUCCAAACAACAUCAAACAACUCUAUGAUAUCAUUAAAGUUUACGUUAACGACACUAAUGCAUGGGAUAUGUUACCAGAUGGAAGAUAUAAAAAACGUUCAGUACCAAUUGAUGAAGAUUCUCAAUCAUAUUUCAUGCGUCAAACUAAUCAACAACAUCCUGUAAUUUGGACUAAAUAAAAUAUCAAAAAAUAAAAUAAUAAAAAUAAAAAUAAAAACAAAAUAAUAUUAUGUUAUUAUUAAUAUUUUU